AAGCCGGAGCGCGGCGUCAUGGCGGACUCCAGAAGCGGCGUGCGGGCGUCCUUGCUGCAGUUGCAGGACUACUUGUCCGCCGCGGACCACGGCACCGCGGCCGUGGCCAGCUAUCAGCUGGUCCGCGGCCUGGGACAGGAGUGCGUGCUGAGUACCAGCCCCGCGGUGCAGGCAUUACAGACUUCCUUAAUUUUUUCCAAAGAUUUUGGUUUGCUUGUAUUUGUUCGAAAAUCACUUAACAUUGAUGACUUUCGUGAUUGUAGAGAAGAAGCCCUAAAGUUUUUAUGUGUUUUCUUAGAGAAAGUUGGCGAAAAGGUCAUGCCUUAUUCUCUUGAUAUUAAGAAUAUUUGUACCAGUGUUUAUACAAAAGACAGAGCCGCUAAAUGUAAAGUUCCAGCCCUAGAUCUUCUUAUUAAGUUAUUUCAGAUGCUGAGAAGUUCGAGACUCAUGGAUGACUUUAAGGUUGGAGAAUUAUUUAAUAAAUUCUAUAGAGAACUUGCAAUGAAAUCAAAAAUACCAGAUACAGUUUUAGAAAAAAUAUAUGAGUUCCUUGGAGUAUUAGGUGAAGUACAUCCUAGUGAGAUGAUAACUUAUUCAGAAAACUUGUUCCGGGCUUUUCUGGGUGAACUUAAGACCCAGAUGACAUCUACAGUACGAGAACCCAAACUUCCUGUUGUGGCUGGAUGUCUGAAGGGAUUGUCAUCACUUUUGUGCAACUUUACUAAGUCCAUAGAAGAAGAUCCUCAGACUUCAAAAGAGAUUUUUGAUUUUGCCCUAAAAGCAAUUCGUCCUCAGGUUGAUCUGAAGAGAUAUGCAGUACCCUUAGCUGGCCUACGUUUAUUUACGUUGCAUGCCUCUCAGUUUAGCACCUGCCUUCUGGACAACUAUGUUACUUUAUUUGAAGUACUGUCAAAGUGGUGCAGCCAUCUAAAUGUAGAACUGAAAAAAGCUGCACAUUCAGCCCUGGAAUCCUUUCUGAAACAGGUUUCUUCUAUGGUGGCAAAAGAUGCAGAGGUGCAUAAGAGUAUGCUGCAGUACUUUAUGGAUCAGUUCUAUGGAAUCAUUAGAAACAUGGAUUCAAACAACAAAGAGUUAUCCAUUGCUAUUCGUGGAUAUGGACUAUUUGCGGGACCUUGCAAGGUUAUAAAUGCAAAAGAUGUUGACUUCAUGUAUGUGGAGCUCAUUCAGCGCUGCAAGCAGAUGUUCCUCACCCAGACAGAAACUACUGAUGACCACGUUUAUCAGAUGCCCACUUUUCUCCAGUCUAUUGCAAGCGUCUUGCUCUACCUUGACACGGUUCCUGAGGUAUAUACUCCAGUUCUGGAACAUCUGAUGGUGGCACAGAUAGAUAAUUUUCCACAAUAUAGUCCAAAAAUGCAGUCGUUAUGCUGUAAAGCCAUAGUGAAAGUUUUCCUAGCCUUAGCAGAAAAAGGACCAGUUCUCUGGAAUUGCAUUAGUACUGUGGUGCAUCAGGGUUUAAUCAGAAUAUGCUCUAAACCAGUGCUCUUUCAAAAGGGUACUGAGUCUGAAUCUGAAGACCUUCGUGCCUCGGGGGAGGUUAGAACUGGCAAAUGGAAGGUGCCCACGUACAAGGACUAUGUGGAUCUUUUUAGACAUCUCUUGAGCUGUGACCAGAUGAUGGAUUUCAUUUUAGUAGAUGAAACAUUUCUCUUUGUGAAUUCAUCUCUUCAAAGUCUGAACCGUUUACUCUAUGAUGAAUUUGUAAAAUCAGUUUUGAAGAUCGUGGAGAAAUUGGAUCUUACAUUAGAAAAACAGACUCUUGGUGAACAAGAGGAUGGAACUGAAGCUGCUGGUAUUUGGGUGAUCCCUACCUCAGAUCCAGCUGCUAACUUGCAUCCCGCUAAACCUAAAGAUUUUUUAGCUUUCAUUAACCUGGUGGAGUUUUGCAGAGAGAUCCUCCCUGAGAAGCAAGUAAGAUAUUUUGAACCAUGGGUGUAUUCUUUUUCAUAUGAGUUAAUUUCACAGUCUACACGGUUACCACUUAUCAGUGGUUUCUACAAGUUGCUUUCUGUUGCAGUGAGAAAUGCCAAAAAAAUAAAAUACUUUGAGGGAGUAAGCCCAAAGAAUUUGAGACAGUCUCCUGAGGACCCAGAAAAAUAUUCUUGUUUUGCUUUAUUUGCAAAAUUUGGUAAAGAGGUAUCAGUUAAAAUGAAGCAAUACAAAGAUGAACUUUUGGCCUCCUGUUUGACAUUUGUUCUGUCCCUGCCACCCAACAUCAUUGAACUUGAUGUUAGAGCCUAUGUUCCUGCAUUGAAGAUGGCUUUUAAGCUGGGCCUGAGCUAUACACCACUGGCCGAAGUAGGAUUGAAUGCUCUUGAAGAAUGGUCAGUACACAUCCGAAAGCAUGUAAUUCAGCCUUACUACAAAGACAUUCUCCCCUCUCUUGAUGGAUACCUGAAAACUGCUACCUUAUCAGAUGAGACCAAGAAUAAAUGGGAAGUGUCAGCACUUUCUAAUGCUGCCCAGAAAGGAUUUAAUAAAGUUGUGUUAAAGCAUUUGAAAAGGACAAAGAACAUUUCAUCAAAAGAAGCACUGUCCUUAGAAGAAAUAAGAAUUAGAGUAGUACACAUGCUUGGAUUUCUAGGAGGACAAAUAAACAAACAUCUUGUGACAGCUGUAUCCGCAGAUGAAAUGAUGAAGAAGUGUGUGGCCUGGGACAGAGAGAAGAGACUCAGCUUUGCAAUACCAUUCAGAGAGAUGAAGCCUGUCAUUUAUUUGGAUGUAUUCUUGCCUCGAGUCACUGAAUUGGCUCUUUCAGCUAGUGAUAGACAAACUAAAGUGGCAGCUUGUGAAUUGUUACACAGCAUGGUCAUGUUUAUGUUGGGAAAAGCCACUCAGAUGCCUGAAAGUGGCCAGGAUUUCCCACCCAUGUACUGGCUGUACAAGCAUACUUUUCCUGUGCUGCUCCGCCUUGCAUGUGAUGUGGAUCAGGUAACAAGACAACUCUAUGAGCCACUUGUUAUGCAGCUGAUUCACUGGUUCACUAACAAUAAGAAAUUUGAAAGUCAGGAUACUGUUGCCUUACUAGAAGCCAUAUUGGAUGGUAUUGUGGACCCCAUUGAUAGCACUUUAAGAGAUUUUUGUGGUCGGUGUAUUCGAGAAUUCCUCAAGUGGUCUAUUAAGCAAACAACACCACAGCAACAAGAGAAGAGUCCAGUAAAUACCAAAUCGCUUUUCAAGCGGCUGUACAGCUUUGCACUUCAUCCUAAUGCUUUCAAAAGGUUGGGGGCAGCUCUUGCUUUUAAUAACAUCUACAGGGAAUUCAGGGAAGAAGAGUCUUUGGUAGAACAGUUUGUGUUUGAAGCAUUGGUGAUAUAUAUGGAAAGUUUGGCUCUGGCACAUGCAGAUGAGAAAUCCUUAGGUACAAUUCAGCAAUGCUGUGACGCCAUUGAUCACUUAAGGCGCAUCAUUGAAAAGAAGCACAUUUCUUUAAACAAAGCAAAAAAACGACGUUUGCCUCAAGGGUUUCCACCAUCAGCAUCAUUGUGCUUGUUGGAUCUUGUUCAGUGGCUUUUAACUCACUGUGGAAGACCCCAGACAGAAUAUCGACACAAGUCCAUAGAACUCUUUUACAAAUUAGUUCCUUUACUACCAGGCAACAAAUCCCCUUCUUCAUGGUUAAAGGAUAUUAUCAAAAAAGAAGGUACUUCUUUUCUCAUAAGCACAUUUGAGGGAGGAGGUGGCAGAAGUGACCAGAUGUCCGGUAUUCUUGCUCAGCCAACCCUCUUCCACUUGAGGGGCCCAUUUAGCCUGCGAACAGUCCUGCAGUGGCUGGAUCUGCUUCUGGCUGCACUGGAGUGCUACAACACAUUUAUUGAGGAGAAGACUGUGGAAGCUCAUGAGGUUCUAGGAGGUACUGAAUCACAGUCUUCACUCCUCAAGUCAGUGGCCUUCUUUUUAGAAAGCAUUGCUGCUCAUGAUAUCACAGCCGCUGAACAGUGCUUUGGCACAGGGGCAGCAGGCAACCAUCCCAGCCCACACGAGGAGGAGAAAUACAAGUAUAGCAAGUGUACUGUUGUCGUCCGAAUUAUGGAAUUUACUACAACCCUGCUCAGUACUUCCCCUGAAGGAUGGAAGUUCCUGGAGAAAGAUUUGUGUAAUGCAAACCUUAUGAAACUUUUAGUGAAAAUGCUGUGUGAGCCCUCAAGCAUAGGUUUCAAUAUUGGUGAUGUCCAGGUUAUGGAUAGUCUUCCCAGGAUAUGUGUGAACCUCAUGAAAGCACUGAGGAAGUCCCCAUACAGAGACAUUUUCGAGACUCACCUGAAAGAACAAAUGACAGCACAGAGUAUUGAGGAGCUCUGUUCCAUUGACUUAUGUGGUCCUGAUGCACACCUGGAGAGGACCAGGCUUAUGUCCAUAGUGUCAGCCUAUAAACAACUUCACAAAGCUGGCUUCUUGCUUCUUAUAUUACCAUCUCAGUCUACAGAUGUUUGUCAUAAUGUUGGUACAAGACUUCUUUCCCUGGUUUAUAAAGGCAUUGCAUCUGGCGAGGAAAGACGGUGCCUCCCAUCACUGGACCCCAGCUGUGUACGUCUCGCCACUGGACUUCUGGAGCUGGCCUUCUGUUUUGGAGGACUGUGUGAGCACCUUGUAAGUCUUCUCUUGAGUCCAGCAACAUUGUCCACACUAUCCUUGAGCAGCUCACAGAGAAGCAUCACCAGCUUCUUCCAUGGAGAGUAUUUCUAUAGCUUAUUCUCAGAAACUAUCAAUGCUGAACUGUUGAAGAAUCUUGAUAUUGCUGUGUCAGAGCUCAUGAAAUCAUCAGUGCAUAAUCCCAAAAUGGUGAGUGCUGUUUUAAAUGGUAUGUUAGAUCAGAGCUUCAGGGAUCGAGCUAUUCAGAAACACCAGGGACUGAAGCUUGCAACUACAAUUCUGCAAAACUGGAGAACGUUUGAUUCAUGGUGGGCCGGGGAUUCUGCUCCAGAAAGCAAAAUGGCAGUGCUGACGUUACUGGCAAAAAUUUUACAGAUCGAUUCAUCUGUGUCUUUUAAUACAAAUCACAGCUUAUUUCCUGAAGUCUUUGCAACAUACACUAGUAUACUUUCUGAUUCAAACUUGGAUCUACACUUAAAGGGUCAAGCUGUAAUUCUUCUUCCAUUCUUCACCAACAUGACUGGCAGCAGUCUGGAAGACCUAAAGCAUGUUAUCGAGAAGCUCAUUGUUUCCAAUUUCCCUAUGAAAUCUGAUGAAUUUCCUCCAGGAACUCUGAAGUACAACAGUUAUGUGGACUGCAUAAAAAUGUUUUUAGAUGCAUUGGAAUUAUCUCAAAGUCCAGUUUUGUUACAAUUGAUGACAGAAAUUCUUUGUCGGGAACAGAAACAUGUUAUGGAAGAAUUAUUUCAAACCACUUUCAAAAAGAUUGCCAGGAGGAGUUCUGGUGUUACACAAUUAAGUCUUCUGGAAAGCGUGUAUAGAAUGUUCCGGAAGGAUGACUUGCUUUCAAACGUCACUCGCCAAGCAUUUGUAGAUCGUUCUCUCCUUACCCUGUUGUGGCACUGCAAUCUGGAUGUUCUAAGAGAAUUCUUUAGCAAAAUUGUGGUGGAUGCCAUUGAUGUGUUGAAGUCCAGGUUCACAAAGCUAAGUGAAUCUAUGUUUGACACUCAAAUCACCAAGAAGAUGGGCUAUUAUAAGAUAAUAGAUGUGAUGUAUUCUCGUCUUCCAAAAGAUGAUGUUCACUCUAAGGAUUCCAUAAUUAAUCAAGUUUUCCAUGGCUCCUGUAUUACAGAAGGAAAUGAACUUACAAAGACACUUAUUAAGUUAUGCUAUGAUACAUUUACGGAGAAUAUGGCAGGAGAGAGCCAGUUGCUGGAGAGGAGACGACUUUACCAUUGUGCUGCAUACAACUGUGCCAUUUCUGUUAUCUGCUGUGUCUUCAAUGAAUUGAAAUUUUACCAAGGUUUUCUGUUUAGUGAAAAACCAGAAAAGAACUUGCUUAUUUUUGAAAAUCUGAUAGACUUGAAGCGCUGUUACACAUUUCCUAUAGAAGUUGAGGUUCCCAUGGAAAGAAAGAAAAAGUAUUUUGAAAUUAGGAAAGAAGCCAGGGAGGCGGCAAAUGGAGGUUCAGAUGGUCCUCAUUAUAUUUCUUCCUUGUCAUAUAUGGAAGACAGUAGCCUGAGUGAGGAAAUGAGUCAAUUUGAUUUCUCAACUGGAGUUCAGAGCUAUUCCUACAGCUCCCAAGACCCUAAAUCUACUAUUGGUCAUUUUCGGACACGAGAACGACAAGACCCUAAGAUCCAAGAUGAUGUUUUGGAGUUAGAAAUGGAUGAGCUCAAUCAGCAUGAAUGUAUGGCAAACAUGACAGCACUGAUUAAGCACAUGCAGAGAAACCUGACACCCAAAGGAGAAGAGGGUUCAGUGUCAAAAGAUUUUCCUCCUUGGAUGAAAUUUAUUCAUGAUAAACUAGGAAAUUCAACAGUACCGUUAAAUAUCCGUCUCUUCUUAGCCAAGCUUGUUAUUAAUGCAGAAGAGGUCUUUCGCCCUUAUGCAAAGCACUGGCUUAGCCCCUUGCUGCAGCUGGCUGUUUCUGAAAACAAUGGAGGAGAAGGAAUUCACUACAUGGUGGUUGAAAUAGUAGCUACUAUUCUCUCAUGGACAGGCUUGGCUACUCCUACAGGGGUCCCUAAAAAUGAAGUAUUAGCAAAUCGUUUGCUUCAUUUCCUAAUGAAACAUGUCUUUUAUCCAAAAAGAGCUGUGUUUAGACAUAACCUUGAAAUUAUAAAAACUGUUGUGGAAUGCUGGAAAGAGUGUCUCUCAAUUCCUUACAGGCUAAUAUUUGAAAAGUUUUCCAGCCAGAACACUAAUUCUAAAGACAAUUCCAUAGGGAUUCAGUUAUUAGGCAUUGUAAUAGCCAAUAAUUUGCCUCCCUAUGACCCAAAGUGUGGCAUAGAGAGUAUUGAAUACUUUCAAGCUUUGGUUAAUAAUAUGUCUUUUGUAAAAUAUAAAGAGGUAUAUGCAGCAGCAGCAGAAGUCCUAGGACUUGUUCUUCAAUAUAUGUUUGAAAGAAAAAAUGUGCUAGCAGAGUCGAUACAUGAACUGGUUGUAAAACAAUUGAAACAACAUCAAAAUACUAUGGAAGACAAAUUUAUUGUGUGCUUGAACAAAGUAGUAAAGGGCUUCCCUCGCCUUGCUGACAGAUUCUUGAAUGCUGUAUUCUUUCUCUUGCCAAAAUUUCAUGGAAUAAUGAAGACACUUUGUCUAGAGGUAAUAUGUUGUCGUGCAGAGGAAAUAACAGACCUGUACUUCCAGCUGAAGAGCAAGGACUUUUUUCAAGUCAUGAGACAUAGAGAUGAUGAAAGACAAAAAGUGUGUUUGGACAUAAUUUAUAAGAUAAUGGCAAAAUUAAAACCAGUAGAACUCCGAGAACUUCUGAACCCUAUCAUGGAAUUUGUCUCCCAUCCUUCUCCAAUGUGUAGGGAACAAAUGUAUAACAUUGUCAUGUGGAUUUAUGAUAAUUACAGAGAUCCAGAAAGUCAAAUGGAUGGUGACUCCCAGGAAAUACUUAAAUUGGCCAAAGAUGUGUUGAUUCAAGGAUUGAUUGAUGAGAACCUUGGGCUUCAAUUAAUUAUUCGGAAUUUCUGGAGCCAUGAAACCAGAUUACCAUCAAAUACCUUGGACCGAUUAUUGGCACUAAAUUCUUUAUAUUCUCCUAAGAUUGAAGUUCACUUUUUAAGUUUAGCAACAAAUUUUCUUCUUGAAAUGACCAGGAUGAGCCCUGAUUAUCUGAACCCCAUAUUUGAGCAUCCUCUGUCAGAGUGCGAAUUUCAGGAGUGUACCAUUGAUCCUGACUGGCGCUUCCGAAGUACUGUUCUCACUCCGAUGUUUAUUGAGACCCAGGCUUCUCUGAGCACCCCCCAGACCCAAACCCAGGAAGGCUUCCUCCAAACUCGAGGGCCAAAGACUGGACAAGUACGAGCCACCCAACAGCAAUAUGAUUUUACUCCUACACAAACUACAGAUGGAAGAAGUUCAUUUAAUUGGCUUACUGGAAGCAGCAUUGACCCACUGGCAGAUUACACAGUGUCCUUGUCAUCUGAUUCCUCGUCUUCCUCCUUGCUGUUUACCCACAAGAGGAGUGAAAAGUCACAGAGAGUAUCUUGGAAGCCAGUAGGACCUGAUUUUGGGGAAAAAAAGCUGAACCUUCCUGGAGAUGAGGUGGAUAACAAAGCAAAUGGUGGUACAGACAGCCGGGCAGAAAUACUGAGAUUACGCAGACGAUUUUUAAAGGACCGAGAAAAACUUAGUAUGAUUUAUGCCAGGAAAGGCCUUGAUGAACAAAAACGAGAGAAGAGAAGAUCUAGGUUAGAAGAGAUAGUAGAAGAAAGCCUCAAUGGCAAGAGAAUACUGAAAAGGAAAGCAGCUGAUAAGGGGAAAACAGCUGGACAGAUUUCAGCAGGGAUGGGCAAGGCUAAGAAGAUGUUCCAUCUGGUUGGAGGUUUGCCAUUGCUGAAGGAAAUCAGUUGUCAACAUGCAGACUUGCUGAAUCUUGAUCCAGCUGCCAUUCGUGCCAGCUGCCUGGCCAGUCUGCAGCAGCCUGGGGGUAUCUGCCUUCUUGAGCAAGCACUGCUCCAGCUGAUGCCUCCAGAGCGCCCCACCAAACGCAUCCGGGGCAAGUCUCAGCUUCCUCCCGAUGUUCUCCGGUGGAUGGAACUUGCCAGGCUGUAUAGAUCGAUUGGAGAGUAUGACGUACUCCGUGGGAUUUUUAGCACUGAGAUAGGAACAAAAAAGGACAGUCAGAAUGCGUUAUUAGCCGAAGCCAGAAGUGAUUAUUCUGGAGCUGCUAAACAGUACAAUGAGGCUCUCAAUAAACAAGAGUGGGAAGAUGGUGAGCCCACGGAGGCUGAGAAGGACUUUUGGGAAAUGGCAGCCCUCGACUGCUACAACCACCUCUCAGAGUGGAAAUCACUUGAGUACUGCUCUACAGCCAGUGUAGACAGUGAGAGCCCUCCCGACCUAAGUAAAAUCUGGAGUGAAGCGUUUUAUCAGGAGACCUAUCUACCGUACAUGAUUCGCAGCAAGCUGAAACUCCUGCUUCGAGGAGAGGGAGACCAGUCCUUGCUGACGUUUAUGGAUCAGGCCAUGCGCAAGGAGCUGCAGCAGCUUCUCCUAGAGGUUCAGUACAGUCAGGAGUUGAGUCUUCUCUACAUAUUGCAAGAUGAUGUUGACAGGGCCAAAUAUUAUAUUGAAAAUGGCAUUCAGAUUUUUAUGCAGAAUUAUUCUAGUAUUGAUGUUCUCUUACAUAGAAGUAGACUUGCAAAAUUACAGUCUAUACAAACAUUAACAGAAAUUCAGGAGUUCAUCAGCUUUAUCAGAAAAGAAGGUAAUUUAUCAUCUCAAGUUGCCCUUAAGAGACUUCUAAAAACGUGGACAAACAGGUACCCGGAUGUUAAAAUGGACCCCAUGAACAUCUGGGAUGAUAUUAUCACAAAUAGGUGUUUCUUUCUCAGCAAACUAGAGGAGAAGCUGGCCAUUCCAGAUCAUCACAGUAUGGAUGAAGAUACUGAUCCCAGUGACGGGGCAGAAGCGUACAAGCCAGAGGAAGAUGCUCGUUCCUUGAUGCAGAGCUGCAGGUUCUCCAUGAAAAUGAAGAUGGUAGAAAGUGCACAAAAACAGAGCAAUUUUGCACUUGCCAUGAAACUGCUGAGGGAGCUACAUAAGGAAUCCAAAACAAGAGACGACUGGCUGGUGAAGUGGGUGCAGAGCUACUGCCAGCUGAGCUACUGCCGGAGCCGCACCCAGAGUGCCCCCACGCAGGUCCUCACCGUCCUGAAAACCGUUUCACUGUUGGAAGAGAACAACACAUCAAGCUACUUAAGCAAAAAUGUUCUGGCUUCCUGUGAUCAGAACAUUCUCUUGGGUACCACUUACAGGAUCAUGGCUGAUGCUCUCAGCAAGGAGCCAGCCUGUCUUGCUGACAUUGAGGAGAGCAAGGCUAGACGGAUCUUGGAGCUUUCUGGAUCCAGUACAGCAAGUACAGAGCGGGUGAUCACAGGUCUGAACCAGAAAGCAUUCUAUCACCUCACCAAGGCUGUGCAGUCGGUGGAGGAGGAGGCCCAGGUGUCCUCCUGGGCCCAUGGACCUGUGACUGGGAUGACCAGCGCUUAUAUGAUGCUGGCUGAUUUCUGUGACCAGCAGCUCCGCAAAGUGGAAGAAAAUGCAUCCAGUGACUGUCAAAAGAAAAAAUCAAUUACAGAUUCUGUAGAACUGGAGACUUAUCCAGCACUUGUGGUGGAGAAAAUGUUGAGAGCUUUAAAAUUAAAUUCCACUGAAGCCAGACUCAAGUUUCCUAGACUACUUCAGAUCAUAGAACUGUAUCCAGAGGAGACCUUGAGCAUAAUGACAAAAGAGAUGUCUUGCAUUCCUUGCUGGCAGUUCAUUGGCUGGAUCAGCCACAUGGUGGCGCUACUGGACAAAGAGGAAGCUGUGGCAGUGCAGCCUACUGUGGAAGAGAUUGCCAAUCACUACCCACAAGCAAUCGUCUAUCCUUUCAUAAUAAGCAGUGAAAACUAUUCCUUUAAAGAUACUUCUGCUGGUCAUAAGAAUAAGGAGUUUGUGGCAAGGAUCAAAAGUAAGUUAGAUCAAGGAGGAGUGAUUCAAGAUUUCAUUAAUGCUUUAGAACAGCUCUCCAAUCCUGAUCUUCUCUUUAAGGACUGGGUUGCUGAUACAAAAGAUGAAUUAGGAAAAAUUCCUGUAAAUCAAAAAAACAUUGAAAAACUUUAUGAAAGAAUGUAUGCAGCUUUGGGCAACCUGAAGUCGCCAGGCCUAGGCCCCUUUAGAAGGCGAUUCAUUCAGUUUUUGCUAGAGCAGGGGCCCACACAGUUUCUCAUUAAACACUUGCAUUUUCAGCUCUGCAGGUCAUGUCAAUAUGAUGGCAAGGGAAAGCCACUGCCUGAAUACCAUGUACGGAUCUCUGGGUUUGAUGAACGGGUAAAAGUAAUGGCUUCCUUGAGAAAACCGAAGCGCAUCAUCAUCCGAGGCCAUGAUGAGAAGGAGUACCCUUUCCUUGUGAAGGGAGGUGAGGACCUUCGGCAGGACCAGCGCAUCGAGCAGCUUUUCCAGGUCAUGAAUGUCAUCCUCUCCCGGGAUGCUGCUUGCAGUCAAAGAAACAUGCAGUUAAAGACGUACCAUGUUGUACCCAUGACCUCCAGAUUAGGAGUAAUUGAAUGGAUUGAAAAUACUCUGACCUUGAAGGAACUUCUUUUGAAUAACAUGUCCCAAGAGGAAAAAGCCGCUUACAUGAGUGAUCCCAAAGCACCAGUUUUUGAGUAUAAAGAUUGGCUGACAAAGAUGUCAGGGAAACGUGAUAUUGGAGCUUAUAUACAAAUGUAUAGGGGAGCUAAUCGAACAGAAACAGUCAUGGCCUUUAGAAAAAGGGAAAGUAAAGUGCCAGCUGAUCUGUUAAAGAGGGCCUUUGUGAAGAUGAGCACAGGCCCAGAGGCCUUCCUCGCACUGCGCUCCCACUUCGCCAGCUCUCAUGCACUGCUGUGUGUCAGCCACUGGCUCCUGGGGAUUGGAGACAGACACCUGAAUAACUUCAUGGUGGCCAUGGAGACAGGUGGUGUGAUUGGAAUAGACUUUGGGCAUGCAUUUGGAUCAGCUACACAGUUUCUCCCAGUUCCUGAGUUGAUGCCUUUCCGUCUUACACGCCAAUUUAUCUAUCUGAUGUCACCAAUGAAAGAAACAGGUCUUGUGUACAGUGUCAUGGUCCAUGCACUGAGGGCCUUCCGCUCAGACGCAGACCUGCUUAGUAACACCAUGGAUGUGUUUGUCAAGGAGCCCUCCUUUGACUGGAAAAAUUUUGAACAAAAAAUGUUGAAGAAAGGAGGAUCAUGGAUUGAAGAAAUAAAUAUAACUGAAAAGAACUGGUAUCCUCGACAGAAAAUAUGUUAUGCUAAGAGAAAGUUAGCAGGUGCCAAUCCAGCAGUUAUUACAUGUGAGGAGUUACUUCUGGGCCAUGAGAAGUCACCUGCCUUUGGGGGCUACACAGCUGUAGCUCGAGGAAGCAGAGAGCACAACAUCCGUGCCCAAGAGCCAGACAGUGGACUUUCAGAAGAGACUCAAGUGAAGUGUUUGAUGGACCAGGCCACAGACCCCAAUAUUCUUGGAAGAACUUGGGAGGGAUGGGAGCCCUGGAUGUGAGGUCUGUGGGAACGUGACAGCAAUAAAGCAAUAAGUUUGGGCUGGGAAGGUGGCUCAGUGGUAGAGCGCUUGCCUUGCAUGCAUGAGGCCCUGGGUUCAAUU
Dipodomys ordii (Ord's kangaroo rat) is the source of this 12258-nucleotide messenger RNA. It is a transcript of the gene Prkdc, whose product is annotated as protein kinase, DNA-activated, catalytic polypeptide. The record is from RefSeq and is a predicted model, not a curated record. The transcript is spliced from 85 exons. Gene Ontology annotation, cellular component: nucleus. NCBI's taxonomy places the organism in Eukaryota, Metazoa, Chordata, Mammalia, Rodentia, Heteromyidae. The coding region runs from base 19 to 12156 and encodes 4045 amino acids. Gene Ontology annotation, molecular function: protein binding; DNA-dependent protein kinase activity. Gene Ontology annotation, biological process: telomere maintenance; immunoglobulin V(D)J recombination; double-strand break repair via nonhomologous end joining.